Messenger RNA from Coniophora puteana RWD-64-598 SS2, 886 nucleotides. RefSeq lists its product as uncharacterized. The transcript has 3 exons. The coding region runs from base 330 to 791 and encodes 153 amino acids. The record is from RefSeq and is a predicted model, not a curated record. Lineage: Eukaryota; Fungi; Basidiomycota; Agaricomycetes; Boletales; Coniophoraceae.
AGACACCUCCCGCUGGCAGUGCCCACUCUCCCCCGGAGGCCGCCAUACCUCCUACGGCUCAAACACCUCCAGCUGGUGGCGCCGGCUCUCCCUCCGAGGCCGGUUCAUCUCCUCCAUCGUCUGGUGCUUCCCCCUCGACUGCUCCAACGUCUCCUUCUCCCACGCGUCGUUUGGCUCCGUUAGAGCUAGAAGACCCCUGUGACAAAUGCGAUCCAACCCCCCACUCGGACUCCGAAGACGAAGACGGAGAUCGUCAUGAAGGAGUGGGCAGGAGUCCUUUGUCACCCGCUGAGUUGUCCCCGCGCGCUCCGGCUUUGACGCCCUCCCAAAUGACCAGCCCACUAAACAACGCAGUCACAAACAUGUCCACUGCCACAGUUCCCGCCAAACGUAGCUGUGACGACACAGCCGGUGCCAAAACCAAGAAGCCGCGCACUCGCGUGCCGAUGAAGAAGCCAGACGUCACGAAUGCCCAAAGCUUGUGGUGUGACGAGGUGUGGUGGAAGGACAACGGAGGCACAGGUAUCCAGAAGGAGUACCAGACCGAGUGGAAGGCGUUACCCGCCACGGAGAAAGCAGUAAGCCUUCUAUUCGUUGGUAUCAACUAUACUAACGUUUUCUUAGGUUUUCCGGAAGAAGUUCAACUCUCGCAAGUAGCCCCGUUACACGAUCCAAUACCCGCCUCACGACAACUCAAUUUCUUGACCAUUCGCGCCUUGUAUUCUAUGCCGCCUGCUCGACGACUUCGGCGCCCUGCUCGUCUACCCAAUUUCUUGCCGAUUCCCGCCUAGACCCGUUUUCUGGCGAUUUCUAUGGCUUUCUCUGCUAUGCUAUGCUCUGACCCGACGUUUGCUGCUCCCGCGCCCGACUUGCAUUGACUCUGUCG